CGCCAACUCUCGCGAUCUCCGCGGCCGCGUACAUAUUACCCACAAUCCUCAUUCCUUUCUCUCGCCUCCAGCGAUCCAAGAUGCCGAAGGGGAAGAAGGCCAAGGGGAAGAAGGUGGCCCCAGCGCCUGCCGUCGUGAAGAAGCAGGAGGCCAAGAAGGUGGUGAACCCGCUGUUCGAGAAGAGGCCGAAGAACUUCGGCAUCGGACAGGAUAUCCAGCCCAAAAGGGACCUCACGCGCUUUGUCAAAUGGCCCCGCUACAUCCGCCUGCAGCGACAAAGGGCCAUUCUCUAUAAGCGGCUGAAAGUGCCUCCUGCGAUUAACCAGUUCACACAGGCCUUGGACCGCCAAACAGCUACUCAACUGCUUAAGCUGGCCCACAAGUACAGACCAGAGACAAAGCAAGAGAAGAAGCAAAGACUGUUGGCUCGGGCUGAGAAGAAAGCUGCAGGCAAAGGGGAUGUCCCCACAAAGAGGCCACCUGUCCUUCGAGCAGGAGUUAAUACUGUCACCACCCUGGUGGAGAACAAGAAGGCUCAGCUGGUAGUGAUUGCACAUGACGUGGAUCCCAUUGAGCUGGUUGUUUUCCUGCCUGCCCUGUGCCGUAAGAUGGGAGUCCCCUACUGCAUUAUCAAGGGGAAGGCCAGACUGGGACGACUAGUCCACAGGAAAACCUGCACCACCGUAGCCUUCACACAGGUUAACUCGGAAGACAAAGGAGCUCUGGCUAAGCUGGUGGAAGCCAUCAGGACCAACUACAACGACAGAUAUGAUGAGAUCCGCCGUCACUGGGGAGGCAACGUCCUGGGCCCGAAAUCUGUGGCUCGCAUUGCCAAGCUGGAAAAGGCAAAGGCUAAAGAACUUGCCACUAAACUGGGUUAAAUGUACACUGUUGAGUUUUCUGUACAUAAAGAUAAUAAAAAUUUUCCUUCUGCCAGGGCC
Messenger RNA from Galeopterus variegatus (Sunda flying lemur), 941 nucleotides. It is a transcript of the gene RPL7A, whose product is annotated as ribosomal protein L7a. Gene Ontology annotation, cellular component: ribonucleoprotein complex. Gene Ontology annotation, biological process: ribosome biogenesis. The record is from RefSeq and is a predicted model, not a curated record. Bases 81 to 881 code for a protein of 266 amino acids. NCBI's taxonomy places the organism in Eukaryota, Metazoa, Chordata, Mammalia, Dermoptera, Cynocephalidae. The transcript has 8 exons.